CAUUCGAUGUAUGUGUCCAUAAAAUUUGCCACGUUAACAUUAAGCGCCGCCCCCACCAUUUAUAUUUGCCCUUCAUCUUUUUACCACACCCACUUUUAGUUUCAAUUCCUUGCUAUCUAUUCUAUACUUGCUCUUUUUCUCUCUACCUAGGAUCACAAAGAUAUAUAUACUCACAAGGAAAAUUGGGGUUCAUUUCAAUGGAGAAUUAUUCCAUGUUGUUUCCUUGUCCUGAUUCUUCCAGCUACCCAACUGGGGUGGGAAGUUCUCAGCAUGGUUUUAGUGGUCAAAGCUCCAAUGCGUUUCUUGGUCUAAGGCCUAGUAAUGAUCAAAGUAGUGAUGAUCAUGAGAAGAGAGGAGAAGAUGCCAUGUUAUUGUCUCAGAUCAGUGGUAGUGUUAGUGGUAGCAUUAAUGUGACCGAUCAAUUAGGUGGUUCUGGAAAUGGUAAAAAGAAAGGAGAGAAAAAGGUUAGAAAGCCUAGAUAUGCUUUUCAAACGAGGAGCCAAGUUGAUAUUCUUGAUGAUGGUUAUCGAUGGAGGAAGUAUGGCCAAAAAGCUGUUAAAAACAACAAGUUCCCAAGAAGCUACUACCGGUGCACGCAUCAAGGGUGCAAUGUGAAGAAACAAGUCCAACGCUUAACCAAAGACGAAGGGGUAGUGGUGACCACUUACGAGGGAGUGCACACACACCCUAUUGAGAAAACAACAGACAACUUUGAACACAUUUUGAGUCAGAUGCAAAUAUACACUCCCUUUUAAUUGAAGCUUCUUUCCGACAAACACUGUCGCAUGAUGAAUCUCUUCUUCCAGUUUAGUCAAUUGGGAACUUGUAGUACUUUAGUUCCCCCUUUGAUACAAAAAUAAAAUUAAUGUGUCAAUAGAAGUAAGAUCUAGUUUGCAUAAACUCUUAGACAAUUAAUCUUUUUUCCUUCCAUUUUUUUAACGGAAUAUUAGGUUAUGUAAAUUCAGCUGUCAAGUUUAGCACUGCUGGAAAUAUAUAUACAGGUGAAUAUCCUUUAUUCCUUUUAUUGUGGUGGUUAUUAUAUUGAUGGAAUACAAGCUAUAGUAGAAAUGAA
Messenger RNA from Cajanus cajan (pigeon pea), 1072 nucleotides. RefSeq names its product putative WRKY transcription factor 75. Gene Ontology annotation, molecular function: sequence-specific DNA binding; DNA-binding transcription factor activity. The record is from RefSeq and is a predicted model, not a curated record. Lineage: Eukaryota; Viridiplantae; Streptophyta; Magnoliopsida; Fabales; Fabaceae. Gene Ontology annotation, biological process: regulation of DNA-templated transcription.